ACAGUACAUUUUGUUCAAUGUUCACUUUGUCAAUUGAAAUAUUAUUUUCAAAUUGUUCAGGCUGUAAACUAUCAUCGAUUCUAGCAUCUUUCGUAGCUGCGUGAAUAGUGAAAUUAAACUUAUCUAAUUUUUGAUUGGAUGAGUCGGUUCUAAUCAUUUCCUGAGGACGAAUUUUCUUUGUUUUAUCAGUGCUUUCCUUCUCAUAUUCUGGCAAAACUUCUUUCAAAAUUUCUUUCGUAAUAUCAGCCUUUGGCAACCUUGCUUGCACAUAAAAUGUUCUGGAAGCACUGUUUCCAGAUAAUUUCUCAUCCAGAGCAAACUUCAUUCUUUCAAUGAUAGAAUUUUCAUGUAAAAAUUUAACUUCAUGUUUGGUCGGAUGUACAUUUACAUCAAUAUUUUGUGGAUGAAUGUCCAAAGAGAUAUAACACCAUGGAUGGGUUUUCUUUGGAAGAUAAAAAGUGUAAAGUUCUUCUAACAUCUUCCGAAUUGCUGAAACAAGAUACUCGUAAAUUUUAGUUACAAAAAAAUGCGCGAUUCAACAUUGUGAAACUUACAUGAGGAUUCAAUCAAUCUAUUGUUAAUGAAUAAAAGAAACACCAUUCUUUUAUUUGUGUAAUUCGGAUUUGUUAUUAAUGCUUGCAUUUUGAAUUUGUAAGUCUCAUCUGUAUGUUCAACUUCUAAUAAUUCUCUGAAGACUGGAUUACCAUAAAGUAUCCUUAUAUUGUUCAUUUUUGUGGAAUUAUGGGGUGUACGAACCUAACAAUGUAGCUCAUAUUAGUAUAAUAACAUAAGAUUGAGAUUAUUAUCUGAAGAAAAUACCUGAGGGGCUACAUCACCACAUUUUUUCAGUGAAAAUCCUACAGCAGGAUUAUGUAUUGCAUAUUUUAUUACUACAUCUGUAAUUUUGUUAAACUCCUCAGUUAUGUUUGAUAGAGCCUUCCUUCUUGUUGCAACAUUAUAGAAUAAAUUUUCUAUUGUUAUUGUAGUGCCUUGAUUUCCAGCACAUGGUUUUGGUGGAGCUUUUAGUUUGCUGUCAAUAUAUGAUGCUCUAGUACAAAAUGAACUCAAUGAAAGAAUAAUUUGAAUAUGACGAUUUUGUAAUCAUAACUUUUGUCACAGAAUCUACAUACUUGUAUGCACAUUUUUCAUCAGCUGUUUUUGUCAUAAUCGUUAAGAGUGCAAUGUGACUCAUACUGGCCAGAGCUUCUCCACGAAAACCAAAAGUUAAUAUGGAUUGAAGAUCUUCGAAUGUUUGUAGUUUACUUGUUGUAAAUCGUUCACAAACAAUUUCCAUGUCAUCUUUUCUAAUCCCUGUGCCAUUAUCUUGUAUCUAGUAAAAUAACAGCGUUUUUUAUAAUCGUCUUUAGAUGUAAAAUAUACUAAUAAGUACCUGUAAUAAUUUCAAACCCCCUUCCUUAGCAAGGAUUUGAAUGUUAGUUGAUUUUGCGUCAAGACUAAAAUGUUUACGACGAACGAUUGUUAGUGACGAAUCAUACGAGACAGUAUAUGGUUUUAAUGUCUAACCUGUUUUCGAUUAAUUCUUUUAAAGCAUUUGCUGGUCUUUGAAUUACUUCGCCAGCUGCAAUUCUAUUUACCACAACUUUAUCCAAUUUCUUUAUUUUCCCCGGUGUAUUCAUAUCAAAUCACGUGUGUUUCAAUCUUCGUCAAAAUAACAAGAAAAUACUCUGUGACUGAAUGUACUGCGAUAAAUUAUACUGUAACGUAAAUAAUUAUAACAUUACGUACAAUGCAUAGUAAUAGAAUCAGAUAUAAAAUGAAGAAUAAUAAUAAUGAAAAUUAGGUAGAAAAUGUGUUCUCUUUGUAAUUUAGCUAGAACUACAACGUAUUACAUUGUACGAAUGAAUAUGUACAUAUAUUUCAUUUUCGCGCCAAAAUAUGGAUUGUAGUAACAUAGUAAUAAAUAUGUAGUAUAAAUAAGGUAAGAAACUACAAUAAGAGAGCAAUUGAAGUAUAUGAAAGUUCACAAUUCUGUACUUUUGUAUUGCAUUUAUAUCCAUAAUUAAAAUGGUUAAUCAUUUUACGAUGGUCAUGAUCAGUUUGAACAUUUAUUUUAACGAUGUUGCAUUAGUUAUUAAAUGCCCUUAAGUACAUAUUGCGUGUUAAUUAUCGUAUAUCAUAAUGUUAGUUAAGAAUCGGUAAUUUGUACCAUUUAAAAGUGCUGUGUCGUCAUUUGUGAUAAAAUAUCCAAGCAAAUUAGCCAAUUAGUAUCACAUUAUUACCGCUAGAUGUUGCUACUAUUUCAACUUGUGAAGAACACAUAUACAUAACCUGUUGGCGGAAAGACACUGUAUAGAUGAUCUCAUACACGUGCUAAGAAUUUGAAUGACAAAAUGAAGCAAUGUAAACUUUGUGGUGGAACAGAUUUUUAUAAGGAAGCAGGAUAUUUUUUCUGUCAAACAUGUCAAACACAAAACGAGGACAUUAGAGAGGAAGUUCUCGAAUUACGAAUAGAUAAUUCAACUAGAUUACGAAAAACAAGAAUCAGAUCAUUGAAAUCUCAGAGCUCAGGUGAGGAACUCGGAUGGACUUCAUGGGAAAUAUACAAUUUCGUUUUAAUUGGACUGACAAAUGAACUGAUUGAACUUGGAGUUCCAGCUAACUUAAAACUAACAGUAUUGCAAUUGUGGGCAACAUAUUUAGGAAAGUUAGAAGUAGCAUUUAUUUCAAGAAAGAGGAAAUGUGUGCCAAAAUUGGCAAAGAGAUACAAUAAGAGGGAUGCGGAAAUUAUUUAUGGUAAAGUGCAAUUACAAAGAAGAAAGAGAAAACGUAAAAAGACUGGAAGUAGUACAAAUACCUCAAUGAUGUCUGAUUACCAGAGUGAGGGAAGUUCUAUGCGAGAACUUAGUAAAAAUAAAAGACUAUUAGUAAAUGCAGAUUAUGAUAGGUUUCUUCAGUCUCAAGCUAGUUCAGACGUUGAGGGUCUCAGUACAUUCACUCAGAGUACAUAUAGUGUUCAGUCUAGUUCGGGAAAGUCUUCGGAUAAUGAAGGAAGACUACAAUUCAGUUCACAUGCCAAAGAGGAAACAAGAAAAAUUAAAAAGCUGUCCAAACAUGUACCUAAGAACAAAAGAGUUAAUUAUAAGGCGAAACAUAUAAGUACUCAAUACAAAAUAGGACCUCAUAUAAUUACACCUAUGAGGCUGUGGGCUAUUCUAUAUCUUGCCCUUAGGAUACAUAAUCAACCUAUACAGUUAGGAGAUAUGUUGAGGUACGGUAGAGAGGGGCAUUUAUCUUACUAUAAACUAGACCAUUUAUUGCCACCAGAAGUCUCUUUAUCAAAGAGCGAAAUUCAUUUUCUGACACCAAACGUGGAAAUUACUCAUAGAGGAAUGAGACGUCUCACAGCCAGUAUGGCUAAGUUUCUUGGUGUUUGGGAGGUAGUGUGCCCGGAUUUUUUGCCUUUGGUUAAUAGAUACUGCCAAGAAUUGGGAUUACCAAGAGGUAUACAGCUGUACAUCGAACGAUUGAUAGCUCUGACUGUUCCAAAAAUGACAUUCACCAAAGAGAAAUCACAUAUUCCAAACUACGAGGGUCGCGCAAUGGCAUUUAUCAUUGUUGUACUGAAAACGUUAUUUGCUCUGGACGAUAUAACUGAGUAUCAAAUUAGUAGGAUAUCAGAGAAGAUCAAUAGCAUGGCUAUUCCACUGGGCCUGUUGAACGAAAAGUUAUUUAGUUUUCGAGAAUGGCAGGAUUAUGUUGAGGGCAGGAAAACAAUACUAACUCAUUCGCAUUUUCCGACGAGAAUCAAGUACUGUCCAAACACUAACGGCGUAGAUGACUUGUACAUAAAAUUUCUGGAAUUUGUCACUUCUAAGGCGGAUAAGAAGGAGCCAGACGUUAAGAAUUCGAAACACUGUUUAUCGGAGGAACUCGUUCAAGCCAUGACCAAAUAUAUUGCUAAUUUAAGUUCCAACGACGAUACACCCAAAGCGAUAGACAUUUUUCCGCCGUCUUUAACUCCGCUUCAUUCGUACUUGCAAUAUUUAUUGGACAAUCCUCUUUACGACAUACCCGCUGUCUUUAGAAAUGAUUUUUUCCUUACGAAAGUGGGCUAUAUGACUAAACCCGAAUCUCUUGUCGAAUUAGCGAUGCAAUGCGGUAUUCAAUUAGAUAUUGUAGACUCGCGUUUGCACUUUAUCGACAAAAUUGUUCCUCCCUUUGAACAACCUAGAAUGCCGAGUGUUGAUGAAAUGAAAGAGCUGGUCGAUGUGGAAAACGAUACUACGCACGAGCAUACGGAGAGAAACGAAAAUGUGAGCGAUUACGUGUACAGAAAGAUACCAUGUAAAGUAGCGGUCGACAUUCCCAAAGAAUUGUAUUACAACAGUAUUAGAUCCACAAUAGAAAAUUGUAACCAUAAAUCAGAGGAUUUUACAUUUAUGGAAACAUUACCGGAUGGUAGACUAGCAAUUCCCGACGACAGCGACAACGAAGAGGAGGAGAAAAAAGCGAAUCUGGCUCAGAGUAUUACCGAGGAAGUAUUAAACUUAGAAAACAAGUUUUAUAGUCGAUACAAUUUGAGCUUAACUACUGCGGAAAAGGAGGCCAUACAAAAUCCACGCAUUAACGACAGGAUGUGCUACGAGGAAGAAAAAUUACAGCUUAUGAGAAACAGCAGAGGUCAAUUCGUUAAAAGAUCUGUCUCAACCGUGGACCAUGAAGAACGAGGAGAGGAUUUUUUCUCCGUUUUAAACAAUUUGAGUUUUAAUAGCAGUGUCCAAACGAAUGCCAAACAAGAUAACUUAUUGUUGAAAAACGGUAUAGAUAUCAACAAUAUAGAUAUGGACAACAUGGACAUAGACAACGAUUUUCUAAAACUGGGCGAAUCUUUUAAUCUGAGUCAAAUUUCUUUGCGUCUAGACGAUUUCGUCUCAACACCAAAAUCAGAGAAAAAGUCGUGUGUGAACAACAAUAGACACCAUUUUUUAAGGCCAUUCAAAGACUAUUGGAUGUAUCAUUGCGUUUUCAGCCGCGUGAAAUCAAAAAAUUUUGCAGUAUUCGAGAAAUCUUUGCCGCGAAGCUUUCGUUGGCUGUUGAAUGAGUGCGCACUUGCCGUGGAAUUGUCUGGGGAAGAGCUCUAUGAAGAAGUAUGUUUAAUAGAAUCGUAUCUUGCAUACCUUUCAAAGAAUCCGCACAAUAAAGACAAUCGCAGUGGCAUGGAUCCGGUAUCCAAAAGUCAAUUGAAUCUCAUUUUAAAGAAGUGGUGAGGUACACAAUGUAAGAUUGAUUGCAGCGAGCUGUGAUGUACAGUACAAAAAUAUAUUAAAUCAUCAUUGUCGUCUUCCUA
Molecule: messenger RNA, 5308 nt
Organism: Megalopta genalis
Lineage: Eukaryota; Metazoa; Arthropoda; Insecta; Hymenoptera; Halictidae
Gene: TAF1B
Product: TATA box-binding protein-associated factor RNA polymerase I subunit B
Biological process (GO): RNA polymerase I preinitiation complex assembly; nucleolar large rRNA transcription by RNA polymerase I
Cellular component (GO): RNA polymerase I core factor complex; RNA polymerase transcription factor SL1 complex
Molecular function (GO): RNA polymerase I core promoter sequence-specific DNA binding
Source: RefSeq, a predicted model, not a curated record